Aphanomyces invadans is the source of this 1692-nucleotide messenger RNA. RefSeq lists its product as hypothetical. Lineage: Eukaryota; Oomycota; Saprolegniomycetes; Saprolegniales; Verrucalvaceae. The coding region runs from base 16 to 1692 and encodes 558 amino acids. The record is from RefSeq and is a predicted model, not a curated record. Gene Ontology annotation, molecular function: peptidyl-prolyl cis-trans isomerase activity; calcium ion binding; protein binding. The transcript has 16 exons.
ACCCAUUGUUGCACCAUGCGUGACGGCAAGGACGACGACGUCGCGCUUCAGGAGAGCGCGAGGAAGAUCCAAGGCAUGUAUCGUGUCCGCAUGGCUCGGCGGCGGCUACGCGAGCUGCUCAAGGCAGUUGUUGAGCGCUUCUACGACGAGGAUUCAGGCAUGUAUUACUACUACAACGCCAAGACUGGCGAGAGUUCGUGGUUCAAACCCACCUUACUCGGCAGCGACGAAGCGAAUUUAUCAGCUAUUUAUGCCAACAACACAGACGCCGUCGCUUCAGGAGGCGAGAAAGUGGACUCCCCCAUCGCGGUUGAACACGUUCAGAAUCCCCUAGAAGCCAACAACGAAGAAUCUGUCAUAAAGGAGUUGCCCGGCAUUGGCGUAGGCACUCCCUUAGCCCAAGAUGCCCCACUCAACGAACCCGCUGCAGACAUCAACCCCUCCACGAUCCCAGACAGCCGCGCCGAGACUCCGCCAGUUCCAGACAUGUCAACUCCGGUCGACGAUGAGACUCAACUCAACGACACCUCUGAAGCUUUUACACCAGAGGAGGUCGCCCUCAUCAAAGAGCAAUUUCAAAAAUUCGACCCAGACAACAGCGGGUCGAUCUCGGCCGAAGAAAUGAUGGCGAUCAUGCAUGCUUUUGGCGACACAUCAACUCUGGACACGAUCAAAGCGUUGAUUCAUGACGUGGACCGCGACGGCAAUGGAGAAGUCAGCGUGGAUGAGUUUAUCAUGAUUCUACAAAUGCAGCGCGGGAAGGAUUCGUGUUGUCCGUCCCUCGAGCUUGCCAUCAUGUUCGGCCCCGAUGAAAUCGCAAAUUUGAAGCGCCAGUUCCAACAGCUGGACAAAGACAGCAGUGGCGAAAUCGACGUCAGCGAGCUCGCGAUUCUCAUCAACAGCCUCGGACAGGACGUCACCCCUGCCCAACUCCGCGAGAUCAUCGACGAAGUGGACCGCAACAAGAAUGGCACGAUUGACUUCAAUGAGUUUUGCCACAUUGUCUACAACAUGCGCAACCCGACGCAAAGCCGUACGAUCUCCUCCAACCGAUUUGCGACGUUGCUGCAUUUGGGGGUGGCCAAAGGAUUGCUUAAGGACUUGGGCAACGUCAUGAAUGCGACGGGGGCACGUGUGAUGGCGUGGUGGAAUGCCGACAAGAUCGCUGAAGAACAGCGCCUCAAAGCCAAACGAGAACGAGCGCUGGAGCGGCAGCGACUCUUGCGAGAACAGUGCGUUUCACAAAAGCGGCAGAUUUUCCAGGAAGAGCUCGCGAGGUUAGCGGAAGCCGAAAAGGCACGGUGGGCCGUUGUGCCCGGCCUGCAACACGAGAUCUUGUUUGACGGCGAUAAGGAAAACUACCCAAACAAGGGCCAGUACGCCCGCGUGCAUUAUACAGCUAUGUUUGAAAAUGGUCAAGUGUUUGAGGCAUCGCGUAAGCGAGGUGGCGCGCUCGAAUUCAAAGUCGGGGCCGGCCACGUGAUUCAAGGAUGGGAUCUCGCAAUUCCUCGGAUGAGCGUGGGGGAAACCGCCAAGAUUACUUGUGCGCCCAACCUUGCAUACGGCGUUCGGGGACGCCCACCGAAAAUCCCGCCCAAUGCCACGUUGGUGUUCAAGGUCGAAUUGAUUGCGAUCCACGAAAAGGUGCGCAUGGACCAAGGGGCUGAUAGUGACGACGAAGGCGCAAUGUGA